Molecule: messenger RNA, 282 nt
Organism: Gloeophyllum trabeum ATCC 11539
Lineage: Eukaryota; Fungi; Basidiomycota; Agaricomycetes; Gloeophyllales; Gloeophyllaceae
Exons: 3
Cellular component (GO): cytosol
Source: RefSeq, a predicted model, not a curated record
GAUUUCUCUCUCACCCCAGUUGGGACGGGCAGCCCAUCCUUGCUUCACAUCUCGGAAUACAUAGCAGAAUGUUACAGAGUCCUGGAAACCACCGGCGUUUCGUACCAAGUGAGUCUCAGCAAAAAAUGCCAAGUUUGCCUGGCAAUGCAGCAAUGCCACUCAGUGUUGCACCAGAAAGGCGCUCCCCGCGUUUGCACCGCGGUCCACAUCGAGACUAGCCUGACAAAGGCGGAUUCUCCUCACAAGAGAGUGAAGAAGGUGAAAGAUAUCUUACCGAAAUAG